Molecule: messenger RNA, 7069 nt
Organism: Panthera uncia (snow leopard)
Lineage: Eukaryota; Metazoa; Chordata; Mammalia; Carnivora; Felidae
Gene: EIF2AK3
Product: eukaryotic translation initiation factor 2 alpha kinase 3
Exons: 17
Coding region: 207-3551 (1114 amino acids)
Biological process (GO): protein phosphorylation
Molecular function (GO): protein binding; protein kinase activity; ATP binding
Source: RefSeq, a predicted model, not a curated record
GCGAUGACUGAGGGAGGUUGUCACUCGGGUGGCGGUGGCGGAGGCCGGGCUAAGACGUGGCCGGGCCAGCUCCACUCGGCAGCCCAGACGGUCGGGGAGGCGGCGGGGUCCCUAGUGCGUCCUCGUCCUGGUCAGGGGCUUUUAGCAGCGGGAGAAGCAGGCGCCGGCGGCUGCACCUCCAUGUCCCCGCGCGGGGUGGGACGCUGAUGGAGCGCGCCACCCGCCCGGGGCCGCUCGUGCGGGCGCUGCUGCUGCUGCAGCUGCUGCUGGGGCUCGCGGCUGGCACGGUGGCCGCAGGGCGCGCCCCCGACCUCCCCGCGCCGAAGGUGGAGGCGGCGUUCGGCCUGGGCGCCGCGGCCGCUCCCACUUCAGCAGCGCGGGUGCCGGCUGCGGGGGCCGUGGCUGCGGCCGAGGUGACGGUGGAGGACGCCGAGGCAGUGCCGGCGGCCGCGGUCGAGCAGGAGCCGCGGGAGCCGGAGCCCGACGACGAGGCCGAGCUACAGCCGCGAGGCAGAUCAUUAGUGAUUAUCAGCACUUUAGAUGGGCGAAUUGCUGCCUUGGAUCCUGAGAAUCGUGGUAAAAAACAGUGGGAUUUGGACGUGGGAUCCGGCUCCUUGGUUUCAUCCAGCCUCAGCAAACCAGAGGUAUUUGGGAAUAAGAUGAUCAUUCCUUCCCUGGAUGGAGACCUCUUUCAGUGGGACCGGGACCGUGAGAGCAUGGAAACUGUUCCUUUUACAGUUGAAUCACUUCUUGAAUCUUCUUAUAAAUUUGGAGACGAUGUUGUUUUGGUUGGAGGAAAGUCUCUCACUACAUACGGACUCAGUGCAUAUAGUGGAAAGGUGAGGUAUAUCUGUUCAGCUUUGGGUUGUCGCCAGUGGGAUAAUGAUGAAAUGGAACAAGAAGACAUCCUGCUUCUGCAGCGCUCCCAGAAAACUGUUAGAGCUGUUGGACCUCGCAGUGGCAAUGAGAAGUGGAAUUUCAGUGUUGGCCACUUUGAACUUCGGUAUAUUCCAGACAUGGAAACUAGAGCCGGAUUUAUUGAAAGCACCUUAAAGCCCAGUGGGAACAAAGAAGGGUCUAAAAUUAUUUCAGAUGUGGAAGAACAGGAAGCUGCCAUGAUGGACACAGUGAUAAAGGUGUCGGUUGCAGACUGGAAGGUUAUGGCGUUUAAUAAGAAGGGAGGACAUCUGGAAUGGGAAUACCAGUUUUGUACUCCCAUUGCAUCUGCCUGGUUGGUUAAGGACGGAAAAGUCAUUCCCAUCAGUCUUUUUGAUGAUACAAGUUAUGCAUCUAAUGAUGAAGUUUUAGAAGAUGAAGAAGACAUUGUAGAAGCUGCUCGAGGAGCCACAGAAAACAGCGUUUACUUGGGAAUGUACAGAGGUCAGCUGUAUCUGCAGUCAUCAGUCAGAAUUUCAGAAAAGUUUCCUACAAGUCCCAAGGCCUUGGAAUCUGUCAAUAAUGAAUAUGCAAUUGUUCCUUUGCCAACAAUCAAAUGGAAGCCCUUAAUUCAUUCCCCGUCCAGAACUCCUGUCUUGGUAGGGUCUGAUGAAUUCGACAAAUGUCUUAGCAACGAUAAGUUUUCUCAUGAAGAGUACAGCAACGGUGCGCUUUCAAUCUUGCAAUACCCGUAUGAUAAUGGUUAUUACCUACCAUACUACAAGAGGGAGAGGAGCAAACGGAGCACACAGAUCACAGUCCGAUUUCUCGAUAACCCAAAUUACAACAAGAACAUUCGCAAAAAGGAUCCUGUUCUCCUCUUACACUGGUGGAAAGAAAUAGUCGGAACUAUUCUAUUUUGUAUCAUAGCAACAACUUUUAUCGUGCGUAGGCUUUUCCAUCCUCAUCCUCACAGACAAAGGAAGGAAUCGGAAACUCAGUGUCAAACUGAAAGUAAAUACGAUUCUGUAAGUGGAGACACCAAGGACAGUAGCUGGAAUGACAUAAAAAAUUCUGGAUAUAUAUCGCGAUAUCUAACAGAUUUUGAGCCGGUUCAGUGCCUGGGACGCGGUGGGUUUGGAGUUGUCUUUGAAGCCAGAAAUAAAGUUGAUGACUGCAAUUAUGCUAUCAAGAGAAUCCGUCUCCCCAACAGGGAAUUGGCUCGGGAAAAGGUAAUGCGAGAAGUUAAAGCCUUAGCCAAGCUUGACCAUCCAGGAAUUGUGAGAUAUUUCAAUGCUUGGUUGGAGGCACCACCAGAGAAGUGGCAAGAAAAAAUGGAUGAAAUCUGGCUGAAAGAUGAAAGCACAGACUGGCCACUCAGCUCUCCUAGUCCAGUGGAUGGACCAUCCGUUAAAAUAUGCAGAAUGGACCCUUUCUCUACAAAGGAACAUAUUGAGAUCAUAGCUCCUUCUUCACAAAGGAGGUCUUUUUCAGUAGGGAUUUCCUGUGGCCAGACAAGUUCAUCUGAGAGCCAGUUCUCUCCACUGGAAUUAUCAGGAACGAACCACGGAGAUACCAGUGAGUCAGUGGAUGCAGCCUACAACCUCCAGGACAGUUGCCUUACAGAGUGUGAUGUGGAAGACGGUACCAUGGACGGCAAUGAGGAGGGGCACUCCUUUGAACUUUGUCCUUCUGAAGCUUCUCUUUAUGGAAGGUCAAGGGAGCGAACAUCCUCUUCUAUAGUGUUUGAAGAUUCUGGCUGCGAUAAUGCAUCCAGGAAAGAAGAGCACAAAACUAACCGCCUGCAUAUUGGCAACCAUUGUGCUAAUAAACUGACUCCUUUCAAGCAUUCCAGUAGCAAAUCUUCUUCCGAACCUACCUUCUCUAUUUCUCCUCCAAGACCGACCACUUUGAGUUUAGAUCUUACUAAAAACACUGCAGAGAAGCUCCAGCCCAGUUCACCGAAGGUAUAUCUUUACAUUCAGAUGCAGCUGUGCAGAAAGGAAAACCUCAAAGACUGGAUGAACAGUCGGUGCACCAUAGAGGAGAGAGAGAGGAGCGUGUGUCUGCACAUCUUCCUGCAGAUCGCAGAGGCGGUAGAGUUUCUGCACAGUAAAGGGCUCAUGCACAGGGACCUCAAGCCUUCCAACAUAUUCUUUACAGUGGACGAUGUGGUCAAGGUCGGAGACUUUGGAUUAGUGACUGCAAUGGACCAGGAUGAGGAAGAGCAGAUGGUUCUGACCCCAAUGCCAGCGUGUGCCAGACACACAGGACAAGUAGGGACCAAACUGUAUAUGAGCCCAGAGCAGAUUCAUGGAAGCAACUACUCUCAUAAAGUGGACAUCUUUUCUUUAGGCCUCAUUCUGUUUGAACUGCUGUACCCAUUCGGCACUCAGAUGGAGAGAGUCCGGAUCUUAACUGAUGUAAGAAAUCUCAAAUUUCCAUCACUGUUUACUCAGAAAUAUCCUCGUGAGUAUGUGAUGGUUCAAGACAUGCUCUCUCCAUCCCCCAUGGAACGGCCUGAAGCUACCAACAUUAUUGAAAAUGCUGUAUUUGAAGACUUGGAAUUUCUAGGAAAAACUGUACUCAGACAGAGGUCUCGCUCCAUGAGUUCAUCAGGAACAAAACAUUCAAGACACUGCAGCAGCUCCUGGAGCCCUUUGCCAAGCAAUUAGCCUUAACUUAUGCUCACACCCCUAACAGGUGACACAGAAUGGCCUCUUAGGAAUGUGGCUUUCGGAAAUUGUGAACUUGAAAAUUUUGUUCUUCGCUCAGUCUUAUUUUGGACUACUCUUUCUACGUCAUAUUUAAACUGGAUUUGGGGGCAUAACCUAAUUUGAGCCAACUCUAUACUGCUAUACUCCAGAAGAGGGCUCUCACUAAAUCAUGUGUGGUCCUUGUUCUUCGUGGGUCUCUUGAAACUGGCUGGCCAAGCUUUAUAGCCCUCAUCUUUGUCUGGGGGCUGGGGGGGGGGGGGGGGAGAAGCAAUCCCUAAAAUAUAAAGAGAGAAUUAAAGGGAAAUAUUUUUAUAGUUCAGAAGAAUGACAGUUCCUACAUGUGGUAAUUAUAUUGUUCUAGAAAUAUGCUUUCUAGAGACACAGUGGUGAUUUUGAAACUAAUUUCCAAAAAAGCUGACUCCGUUUUUGACCUGGUGGGUGGAUGGAGAAUCUGCACUAUUUUGGAGGACAAGUGGCACAAAUUGUAUAAUAAUGGUUUAUGUCCACAGCUAGUUUUAUAGUGACAUUUGUAGUAUUGAAUAGCUUUAUUCCUUAGAUGGUUCUAGGGAGAGUUUAAGAGCUUUUUGUACUUUUACCUCCAAUAAAGGGAAAAUGAAGCUUUUUGUGUAAAUUGGCCACAAGUUCUGGUUUGGGGAAGGAAAAAGCUGUAGUGAGACAUGAAUCGUAUGUGACGACUAACUUCUUCAAUGAUGGACUUUUUAAACCUAAUGAAAUCUUAAAUGUUUUAUGUGUAAUCCUGUAGGCUGGUACUUUCCCCAAACUGAUUAUAGAUAACAGUUUCAUCAUCUAACUAGCUAACAUGUUUUUAUUUUUCACUGUAAAUAUGUUUAUUUUUUAUUUAUAAAAAUUCUGAACUCAAUCCAUUUGGGUUGGUGGUGUACAGAACGCACUUAAGUGUGUUAAGUAUUGUGACUUCUUUCAAGUCUAAAUGAUUUAAUAAAACUUUAAAGACUUAUUUACAGUUGGCUCUUCUUGGGGGGAAUUGGCUCCCAAUGGUAGUUUUGCAAAUUUAUAAAACAGGAUCUUAGGUCUAGGAAGGGUCAUAACCCUACUCUCAAGAAAACUUUCUCUAGGGGGCGCCUGUGUGGCUCAGUCUGUUGAGCGUCCGACUUCGUCUCAGGUCACGAUCUCGCGGUCCGUGAGUUCGAGCCCCGCGUCGGGCUCUGGGCUGAUGGCUGAGAGCCUGGAGCCUGCUUCCCAUUCUGUGUCUCCCUCUCUCUCUUCCCCUGCCCCGUUCAUGCUCUGUCUCUCUCUGUCUCAAAAAUAAAUAAAUGUUAAAAAAAAAAAAAGAAAGAAAACUUUCUCUAACCUUUUUCAAACGGUGUUUUCUCUCUUCUUUCCCAAAGACUUGACAAAACCUAGUCUUUUUCAGAAAUCACUGGACUCAUAACUAGGAGACGUCUGCUCGGGGCCUACCCUGUGCCAGAGACUGGGAACAGAAAGAGGACCCCGCCCUGAAGGGAGCCGUCGCAGAGACCAGGGCCCGGGAGACGCCGGCUGUGCUGGCGGCACAGGAUGUCCGUCCGGCACGUUCCAGGGGGAGGCGCAUGGCAUGCUGGGCGGAUGAGGCGCCGGCCAGCCAGGCACAACUUUCAGGGGCCAAAAUGCAGGAUUACUUCCGUUUUGCAUGCAAAUAAUGUCUGCCCCACAAAGUUCGGGGCCAUCUGUAAGCUGGAAAAGCGCGUCACAGGCAUCUGUGUGUCUUCUCAACCCUCUGCGCUUCACGCUGCGGCUCGAGCAUCACCGUCCUUCCUGGGUUCCGCUUGGCCCCUGGCCAGCCCGCCGCCCUCUUGCUUCUUCGUCUCUUGGCCGGCCUAGUUGUCCCCUUACCUCUUGCCUCUUCACCCCAGAGAGGGAUCCUGUUGAGAUCCUCCCAGCACGCCGCUCAGUCCCAGCUGCGGACCCUCCCUCCCUCACAGCCCUGAGAGCUGGCCGUGGCGGCUGUCAUCGGUGCCCUCUCCUGGUGACGCUCACGUCCCAGACAGGUGCUGGACCUAGGUGCCCGGGAACCAAACACAGGCAUUACAGUUUCUAGUCAGGGUUUUGUCUACUCCCUUGUACUGAGCUGUCUGAGGAUUUGCACACUUCUUUUAUGAUAGAAUCAAGCCUUCUUCCAUUUUCGUUCUGCGUGUGCCUUUGCUGGCCACCAGCAGGAAAGCAGGCAUGGGGGGUUUAGGGGCUGGGCCAGCGGCUCCUGGCAAGUCCUCAGCGUAGCCAGAACAGAGUCUCCCGAGUCCUCACCCAGAGCCCUUUGUCCUGACUCCACACCCUACCUCUCCCUUCAAGUUGUUGCUUCUGGUGUUUUCUGGUGCUUUGCUGGGCCCCUCCCUCCACACUCGCCUCUCCCUCGAGCACUUUGUCGUUGUCAAGCCGCAGAUGAGCCAGUUCUCGGGUGCAAAUCUGGCUUCUUUGGUAGCUAAGGUCCCCACGGGUAGGGGCGCACCUCCCCGCCACCCCAGCAACAUCUGGCACAAAGCUCGGCACUUGAUCACACAGUUGUGGCGCUGAAUUUGGAGGCUGUAAGGGGAUGACAGGCAUAGCUGCAGCCCUCGGGAAGUGGCCAAAUGAGGAGGCAAAGAAACGUACCAGUCACUGCAAUAAAUACUUGGUAAAAAUGGAGACAUGAUGGCGGAACAAUCCUAAUGCUAAAGACAGAAGUCUCAGUUGCUGGAAGUUUCUGAAAAGAAGGGGGGCCCUAUGCUUUAAAUGAGAGGAGAAAUGGGCUGGGACACUUGGCACCUUGUGGCUCUGUCCGAUGCUGUCCCAUUUGGCUCCUUCCUCAGCUGUCACUAGAGUGCACUCACCACCUCCAGCCAAGCCUGCAUGGGACGGAUUCCGGUGGGAGAGCCACGCAUGCCUACUGACACGGAGCCAGGAGGAAGCUCACGCACAUCUUUCAGGCUCUGCCCUCCCCGAAGGCAGCAGUACUCCAGUGAGUGCUGGUCCAGAGGUGGGGAGGAUGUGAGAACUUCAUCAACGAGCCACCUACUCUGCCCUCUGCCUCCCAGUGGUCCACUAGAAAGCAGACAUUGAUGAUGUUUGGGGUGGUUUGCCUUUUCCCUGUUGUUGCUCACUGAUCCCUUCUCCCUGGAUGCUUUUGCACCAAAAGCAAUUCUAUUUCUACAACAAAGUGGAGACAGAACAAGUUUCCAAUCCAACCAUGGGCCAUAGAGUGACUCGGCCUUACUCCUGGAGAAGUCAAGGAGUAAGCAGAAACGCUGGAUGUUUUCUAGUCCAUCUCUGGGGACAUUUGCUCCUUCCACAACUAGAUUUGCAAGGCACUGCUUAAGGAGACGUCCUCCUCCAGAUUCUACCCAUGCAACUACAGUAGCUGCCACUAGGAGGCUCGUUUUCACCUUUUUCCCCCACAGGAAGCAAAUUGUUGAGGGUGGGGAUAAAACACAUUCUUGCACCUGUAAGGGUAUCACCCCCCCCCCCACCAAAGAGACAACACA